AUGGCUCCUACGACAUUUGAGCAGAAACUCGCGCAUCUUAAGCGUGAAGCUGAGCAUUAUGCUGAGUAUCUUAGUGAUGAAGAGUUGGAAGAUGAAAUGACGACAAAAGCUCAUGAGGAAGCAGAUUUUGCGAAUGAUUAUAGUAUGGCAAUUGUAGUAGGUGGUUUACCUGUUGUGGAUGAAUCAAAGCAUGGAAAAUUACUAAAUGUGGUGAAAAAGAUCUUUGGACAAGUUGGAAAUGUAGUUGACAUUCAAGUGCCAUUUGAUUCAAGUGGUAAAACGACAGGAUUUGCAUUUAUUGAGUAUGAACAAGAAGCACAUGCGAACGAUGCUGUCCGUACGAUCAAUAACUUUGCAUUGGAUAAACGUCAUACAAUGAUUGUUAACAAGUAUGAAGACAUGGAACGGUAUGUUAAGACACCGGAGGAGUUUAUUCCACCUACAAUUAAUAGCUUUGUUGAGCCAAAGAAUCUCAAGACGUGGCUUAUGGAUCCUGCACGACGUGAUAUGUUUGUACUACGUCAUGGUUCUGAAACAGAAAUCUUCUGGAGUGAUAAGGGUGAACUUGAGCUUGACUAUGCUGGUGAUCGUGAAAAAAAGAAUGGAAAACAGUGGUGCUCGCAAUAUGUUUUAUGGUCUCCUCAAGGAUCGUACCUCGCGACUUUCCACCCUCAAGGUAUCGCACUUUGGGGCGGUGAAAAGUAUGAGAAAGUUGGUCGCUUUGCACACAAGAAUGUCAAAUUAGCCGUCUUUUCUCCUCAUGAAAAGUACCUUAUUACACUAAGCGAGACGGAACAGGAAGCUGCUAUUAUUAUUUGGGACGUUCAGACAAGUAAGAUGCUACGAGCUUUUCCUGCUGGUAAGUCAACUGGUGUAAAGGGAGAAGUGGUACAGGGACUUAUGACUCCAUUUAAAUGGAGUGCAGACGAUAAGUUUGUCGCGCGUCGUGGCAAAGAUGUCAUUAGUGUGUACGAAUUACCGUCCAUGAAGCUACUUGAUAAGAAAUCACUGCGUGCUGAAGGAGUUCACGACUUUUUCUGGUCCCCCACCGAUCCAAUUUUGGCGUAUUGGGCCCCAGAAGGCAAUAAUGUACCAGCUCGUGUGUCGUUAGUGGAACUUCCCUCUCGUCGUGAAGUGCGUCAGAAGAAUCUUUUUAACGUUAGCGACUGCAAAUUGCACUGGCAUCCUAAUGGAACAUUCUUAUGCGUUAAAGUAACGCGUCAUUCCAAGUCCAAGAAGACUAUGUUUACCAAUUUUGAGCUCUUUCGAGUUCAUGAACAACUAGUGCCAGUGGAAAUGCUUGAAAUGAAAGACAAUAUUGUGGCUUUUGCAUGGGAACCUAAAGGAACUCGCUUUGCAACGGUGCAUGGAGAAGGUCAACAACGUUUGAAUGUGUCAUUCUAUGAUAUGGAUGGUGGUAGCAAAUCUUCUAAGGAGGUGACAUUGUUGUACACGCUGACCGACAAAGCAUGCAGCCAUUUGUAUUGGUCACCACUCGGUAAUAACAUUGUAUUGGCGGGACUUGGUGAAAUUAAUGGUCAACUUGAAUUUUGGGACGUUUCUGAACAGCAGAGUAUUACAAUUCAAGAACACUUUAAAUGUACGCAUGUGGAGUGGGACCCGUCUGGACGAGUUGUGGCGACUGCUGUGUGUCAACCACUUGAUAACUCGUACUACAAGUUUACGAUGGAUAACGGUUACACAUUGUGGACAUUUCAAGGAAAGCAGUUGUUAGAGGAGAAGAAAGAAACAUUCUACCAAUUCUUGUGGCGUCCUCGUCCUCGAACAUUGUUGUCAGAAAGUGAAUACAAUCAUGUGGUUAAGAAUUUGAAAACCUUUGAGAAACGUUUUGAUCAAAUGGAUCGACUUAAGGAGCGGGAACGGUUGGCUGCUCUUAAUGCUGAGCGAAAGCGUGAAGAGCAAGAGUUUCAAGAAUUGUUGGACAGACGUCUAGCAAUCGCAGCUGCACGCCGUGCCGAGUACAUUGCACUUCUUGAUGGAUACGACAGUCAGGAUGAAAGUGAGUAUAUUGUGCAAAGUCACACGUAUGAUGAUGUGCUUGAGAUAAAGGAGGAAGUGAUACGCAAGUAA
This is a messenger RNA of Plasmopara halstedii, 2091 nucleotides long. RefSeq names its product eukaryotic translation initiation factor 3 subunit b. The coding region runs from base 1 to 2091 and encodes 696 amino acids. The record is from RefSeq and is a predicted model, not a curated record. The transcript has a single exon. NCBI's taxonomy places the organism in Eukaryota, Oomycota, Peronosporomycetes, Peronosporales, Peronosporaceae. Gene Ontology annotation, biological process: translational initiation. Gene Ontology annotation, molecular function: translation initiation factor activity; RNA binding; translation initiation factor binding. Gene Ontology annotation, cellular component: eukaryotic translation initiation factor 3 complex.